UUUCAAGCUAAAAGACGCAUGAUUAAGCUCAAAAAGUUACUAACUCAGGAUGGACGCGCUGACAUGACCAAUUUUGAGAUGGAUUUAUUUGAUACAAGGAUGAAUUCAUAUACUCUUGAAAAGGUUGUUAAAUCUUUCAAUUUUAUUAAGCAUGUUUACAUUUGUACUGACGAAAGUGAGCAGUGUUGUCAGCAUAGUAUUAUCAAACCUGCCUGUGUUCCAAUAUCAGUUAUUUCUCUUUUUAUAUUUUUGAUUGUGUUUCUUCCCUUAUUUAGCGAAGAUAACUUUGAUAAUACAUCUAUGCGUUACGUUCGAAGCGGUUGCUGUACAGAUCAGUGCAGAGUGCAAUUCGUAGAAUCGAUUCCAUCAGUUUUGGCUUUCAAUAGCAGUAUUCGUAAUCUGGAAACUUAUGAUGUUUGGAAAAGUUUGUUAGAUGAAACUCGUACUUCCAUUGAUAUUGCAUCUUUGUAUUGGAAUCUUCGGGAUCCUGAAGCACUCCCAGCUUCUCGAGAAGUCGGCAAUGACACAUUUGCUAGAUUUUUAGUUGCCGCUAAACGUGGAGUUCGAGUUAGUUUUUUAUUCUCAUUUAUUAAUUUAUUUAUCGUCAAUAUGUCUAAAUUGUUUGGUACUAAUGGUAUUCUUCAUACCAAAUUUUGGAUUGCUGAUUCUCGACACGUUUAUAUUGGAUCAGCUAAUAUGGAUUGGAAAUCUCUUACCAUGGUUAAGGAAUUUGGUGUUAUUAUUUGGAAUUGUACAUGUAUAGCAAAUGAUUUAUACAAAAUUUUUAAUGUGUAUUGGCGUCUUGGUGUUGAUGGUGCCAUAGUUCCUCAUAAAUGGCCAUUGAAUUUACGAACUUAUUUCAACUUCUCUCAUCCACUUAAACUUUCUAAUGUUGGAGAUACUGGUGUUUUCAUAUCCAGCUCACCUCCUGAAUUCAAUGCGAAAGGUCGCGAAGAGGACGGAAAUGCAAUUGUGGCAGUAAUGGGAGAUGCAGAAAAUUUCGUGCAUAUAUCCGUUAUGGAUUAUAUGCCUGUAACACUGUAUAUGACCAACAACACAUACUGGCCGAAAUUAGAUGAUGCUAUACGAUCAACAGCUUAUCGGGGCGUAAAGAUCCGAUUAUUAGUAGGUUACUGGAAGUAUUCAAAGCCUGAAAUGAUCUCUUUUUUGAAAUCAUUGCUUGAAAUAAAUUCUGGUAUUCCAAGCCGUGCAAAUCACUCAGGAAAAAUAGAAGUGAAAAUGUUUGCAUUUCCAACCAAUUCAUCACCAGAGGAAUUUUCAUAUACUUAUGUGAAUCAUUGCAAAUAUAUGGUUACCGAGAAAAUUGCUUAUAUCGGUACUUCCAACUGGGUUGGCGAUUACUUUUUAAAUACUGCAGGCGUUGGUGUUUCUUUUAUUUCGCCGUCAUUUGCCAAAUCUCUGAAUGAAGUUUUUAUGAGAGACUGGAAUUCAGUGUAUGCCAAGAACGUCAGGGACUUUUUAUUGACCAAACAUUCGUAA
Molecule: messenger RNA, 1500 nt
Organism: Thelazia callipaeda (thelaziosis nematode)
Lineage: Eukaryota; Metazoa; Nematoda; Chromadorea; Rhabditida; Thelaziidae
Source: the annotation of a GenBank genome assembly